GUCUACAGUGAAGGAGAAAUGAAAACUAAAGCUUGUCGCCGAGAGUCUCUCUGACUAUUACUGAAAAAUUGAUUUGCUUCUGUUGAUUCUGCAUUACACAGCAGUUAGACGAUCAAAGGAUGUAGCUAUAUUUAACAGUCAUUUACGCCUUGAAGCCUUUCCAGUCGAGCCGAUAAUGCUUAAAACGAAGCUGCCCAUGAGAACCGCGGAGGCAGGAGAUGAUACGGCCGAGGAACAGCCGGAUCUCCAUAUUCCCAGCUCGGUCUCUCCCACGAGCUCGGACAGGCUCGAAGAUUCAUCCAGACACCCAGGAUAUCCAUCUCAAUUGGACAAAGAGACCGUUUUCGAGUGGUUUGGUUUGCAUCUAAAUCCUGCCAAGCGGAUCGAGUUAAUGUGCGGACUGCUGCAUAUGUGCCAGCCGCUCGAGCUCCGGUUUUUGGGCUCCUGUCUGGAAGACUUGGCACGGAAAGAUUACCCAAUUCUACGGGAUGUCGAGAUCAGGGCGAACUGUCCGAAUGAUUUGGGCAUUUUAUCUGAUGUUCUCGACCCGGUGGUGCGCUCCAAACUGCUGGUCUGUUUAUCUCUUCUGCGAUCUGACAGCAGGGAGUGUGCGGGAAUACUAUUUCAGAUAUUGAACCAUAUGGAUCCCUCCUUGUUCUACAAAAACUAUCCCGGUUAUUCUGUUUCUCCCUUCAGGGACCCGUUCCAUCCUUCGCGUGUGGAUGGGAAAACGUUCAGGAGAACAGAGCAUAUUUGCGGGCGUCCAAUAGAGGAAGCAGUCGGACCCUUGGAGCAGUUCGCGUUGCUUUAUACUAUGGCUUCGUUGCAUCCAGCGUUUCCUUUUCAUCAAAGAGAAACCCUUCUAGUGCAUCUGGACAAAAUCACAUUUGCCACAGAGGAUAGACAGCAGAAUCCGUACAGAAUAAACGCCCAGGCCCAGGAAGCAGAGUACCUGGGCCCAGCUGCCGUCACCACUGAAGCCAGUCUGGAUCAGAGGACGCAGGGGCAGAGACAGUGUGCCAGCCAGACACCCCCCAGCUGCAGGACCCAGAGGGAAGCUGUACAUAUAGAGAAGAUUGUACUGAAGGGGAUGUCACAGAGCAGGACAGACAGGGAAUACAAUUUUGAGGUGAAGUGGUCUGACUUCUCAUCCAGCAAUGUCAGGAAAACACAGCUUGAACUGGAGAGCUUCUUGUUGAAGCUCCCCAAGGAGCAGUCCACGGAGUCGUUUGAGAAGGGCAUCCUCCAGCUGCUCAACCAGGGAGACCAGUACGAGAGCAGGGGGGUGGAGAGGAACCUCAAGGAGAAGUUUCUGUCGGCUCCACAAGCUUUUCGACGGACAAGGAAGGUCUGUGGCUUCUUCCUGUGUGAGUCCUCCUCUUCCUCCUCCUGCAGCUGCAGCAGAUGUAACCCUGCAGCUCUGGGGAAGUCCCUCAAGGAGGACGCUUCUGAGGCAUCCAGCCAAGAGGAAGUAGUGUAUUUGGAUCCAUACGUUCUGGGACACCGGAAGAAACAUAUCAGCAAUAGACCCUGUCAUAGUUCCCAGGGCGAGAGCGUUCGAAAGGGGUCACACAGCCUGCCUGACUGGACGAGGAAGACCUGCACGCUUCAACCCGACCAGGAGGCCUCUGGGGGCCCAGAGCAGCAUCAGGGCAGUGAGAAGAGGGGCAACCACCCUGCCAGCAUGAGGCAGCCACUGGGACCAGACAGGGAAAAGGGGAAGAAGAAAGCACACUUGGCGACAAAUGGGAGCAUGGUGCCACCAGCUUCUCAGCGAGCGCGACAGUCGACAGGGAAAGACGGAGACUCCAGUCAGGAGGUAUACGGCGAAACCUCGUCUGAGAGCUACAGCUCGGCCUCCAGCCCCCAGCACCACGAACCAGAGAGCCUGGACAGCGAGGACGAAAAGGAUAAAUAUACGGACAGUACCCAGGGCCCAACAGACUCCUUCCUCCCCUGGCAGGAAGUUGCAGGUGGGGCCAUGCCCACCAUCCACCACCUGGUCUCUGCCAAGCCUGUUGGGGAGCCCCCCAGCCUUGACUAUCCCCCAAACACCUUCAUGCACCCCCUGCCCAAUGGUGCACUACCUGCCGAUGCCCCUCUGCCAGUCAUGCCCCCCCACCAGGUGGCAGCUGCCCUGGUAGACAACAAGGUGGUUGGAGGGCUGAUCAUGCAGGUGCCCCUGGUCCUCCGAGAGCCUACUUCCACCACCGUGCCAGUUCCCGUGCCAGGGGAUCCAGAGCAGAUGCCCAUGGUACUCCCAGGGUUUGGAUCCCUAGCCCUGGGCUUACACUCCCCUGGCAGCCCUGCCCUGCAGCCCCCGGUCCAGCACUUCAAGACAGCCCCUCCACAGACCACUGCCAGCUCUGAGGGUGUCACCACCCUCCCUGCCCACCAGCCCCUGGUGGAAGCUAUCAGUGUCAUCACCCCUGGUCCGCCCUAUCCCUCACCCCUGCAGCCUGCCUACUCCAACCCAGACCCUGCCGCCCCCCUAACCCCAUCCGUACCCCUGGGGGACCAUAGCAUCCCUCACAUCAAGCACCCAGAUGUGUCCCUUUUCUCGGGCCUGCCCUCCCUGUACACUAUGGCCCCCAUCCCCACUUCCGUCAUGGCCACACUAGGGGUAGCGCCUUCCCCUGGACAGGUUCAGGCGGUGGUGCCCCCGUCCGUACCCGCCCACACCCCCGGCCAAGCGCCCAGCUCAACCCAGACCGACUCCACCUCCUACGUCAACAGCACCAGUAACUCCGUCACCCAGCAACAGGCACAACCACAACAACAACAGCAGCAGCAGACGUCUCACCAGCAACAGGCCAUGUGCUGCGGGGCGUGCGGUUGCCGAGGCGGCUGCGGCAACAGCCGUACAGCGCCAUCGUUUUUCUUUCCCCACCAGAUGGCGCCACGGCAGGUGUUUGGUGCUCCGCCCAUCUUCCAGCUCACGUCCCUGUGUGCCAGCAACUACCUCAGCCAGCCGCCCCCGCAAAGCAACGGCCAGUCCCAGCUGACAUUCUUCCCCCCCGCCCCUUACACUGGCCAGACCCUGCUGCACACCCACUCUGACCAUGUACUGGGCACCCAGCUAGGCUAUAGCCUCCAACAGAUGGUGUCGCCCUUCAACCGUUUCUACCCGCACAUGUACCCCUCCAGCGUGGGUAUGGUGCCCGGUUCGGGAGGCGGCGGAGGGGCCCUGGGGGCAGCGGUCGGCGUAAACAAGAACAACGGCAACGUCUCCUGCUACAACUGUGGGGUCAGUGGGCACUACGCACAGGACUGCAAACAGCCCUCUGUUGAUUCAUCACAGCAAGGCAGCUUUCGGCUGAAGUACGCCGCUUCCCACUCUCCCGAAGGACUAGACAACGCCAGCUGAACACGUCUUUUCGUUCCGUCAUCUGGUUCCUCGUCACGAGCGGUCCAAGAGAACCCUCCCGUUUCAAGAGGGUUUCACUCUGGUGUUUCUCAGUCAUUGUCAUGUUGUUGGUUUGACCUUUUUAAAGAGCGUGUGUGAGGAGGGUCCUGAGUACUUGUGGCGGAGACAUCCUCUACGUCCCCGUCACAGCUGAAAGUGAAGCUGUCUUGUUUCCAUAGAGACGCCCCCCCCCCCCCCGCACCCCCACUCAUCUAUUAGAGGCUUUUGGUAUUUUGCACUGAAAACUGGCACAACAACAACAACUGGCAAGCAGCUCGUGUUCACUAACUUGUUUUUGAUAUUAGAGUGUGUGAGCUUGGGAAAAUGACACCACAUAUCCUAUAGUAUGUGAGCUUGGGAAAAUGACACCACGUAUUUUAGUGUGUGAGCUUGGGAAAAUGACACCACGUAUUUUAGAGUGUGAGCUUGGGAAAAUGACACCACGUAUCUUAGAGUGUGUGAGCUUGGGAAAAUGACACCACGUAUCUUAGAGUGUGUGAGCUUGGGAAAAUGACACCACGUAUCUUAGAGUAUGGGAGCUUGGGAAAAUGACACCACGUAUUUUAGAGUGUGUGAGCUUGGGAAAAUGACACCACGUAUAUUAGAGUGUGUGAGCUUGGGAAAAUGACACCACGUAUUUUAGAGUGUGUGAGCUUGGGAAAAUGACACCACGUAUAUUAGAGUGUGUGAGCUUGGGAAAAUGACACCACGUAUUUUAGAGUGUGUGAGCUUGGGAAAAUGACACCACGUAUUUUAGAGUGUGUGAGCUUGGGAAAAUGACACCACGUAUCUUAGAGUGUGUGAGCUUGGGAAAAUGACACCACGUAUUUUAGAGUGUGAGCUUGGGAAAAUGACACCACGUAUCUUAGAGUAUGGGAGCUUGGGGAAAUGAUUUUGUUCUCUGAAUACAUGGGGAUUCUGCGUGAUCUCGAUUAAAGAGUUUCCUAUACUUCAUUUUUACAGCAGUAUAUUUAUGCCUCCUUAUUGUUAUUUGACGAGGAUUUGAAUUGUUUAACUGUACAGCUACGAAAGAGGAGUACAAACAAAAAGGUUAAUGUAAAAAAUAUAUAUAUAUUUUUUUUUUUAACUUUUUAAAAUAUUUUUUUGCUGCAGUGUUUAUGAAUGUACCACAUAUUUCGUUUUUUUUAUGUAAGGAAUCUGGCAGUAUCGAAAACAUGUUUCUUAAACAUUUGCCACUUGAUAAUAAUGUGAAGCGCAGAGUAAGACGUUUUUAAUCAUCAUGUUUGUCAUGUUGAAGUUAAAUGCUGCUGGGUGUUUAUUUUAGUUAUAAUCUUUGACAAUAUGCACUAUAACUACCAGGAAUUCUGAAGUUUCUCAAGUGCACUGAAACAGUCCUAGAAGAACUUAGAGCCAGAUGUUAUUGCAACAGUGAAGCUCUGACAAUAUACACUGUUGUCCCUCCAUCCAAUAUUCUCUUGGAAAUGCUGUGCUGACCUGCAGAGUCGGGGCCACUAUUUGGCUCCUACUAUUGAUAACACUGUUUCCUCUGAAAAUAACUAUAUUUUCUUUUAAGCCAUUUCUACAGGACUGUGGUGGCCAAGGCAGAUAUUAUGUAACUUUUCUGGAGAUUCAUUGUAUUUAUUCCCACUUCUUCAUUUAAAAUGAGAUCUAACUGUAUUGCAUAAGUUUGGUGCAUUGGUAAAUGGAAAACCAAGACAUAUAUAUGCACAUACACACUACGAAUAGUGUGUGUUUCCAUGUGGAGGAUGGAGACGAUUAGCGUGAGCACUAAUGGAGGUGUCUGACUGGAGUCGUUUGGGGUAUCAGGAUCAGUCGCUUUCCAGUGAUUGGUUCAAAAAUAAAAAGUGAAGAUAACCAAACUGCAAAGCAUUCCAGUAGACGAAAUCUGAUCUUUCUUGGUCCUCCCCAUUGUUUAAUGGUAUGUAACCAACAUAUGCAUAUCUUUAUUCACAGUCCAUGUGAAAUACAUUGACUAGGGCCUAAUGAAUUUAUUUAAAUUGACUCAUGUCCUUAUAUGAACUGUAACUAGUUUCGUUUGUAAGUCGCUCUGGAUAAGAGCGUCUGCUAAAUGACUUAAAUGUAAUGUAAUGUAAAUGUUUAAAGUGAAAGACAGACAUUUUAUGGCAGUCUGGAAACGUUAGCCUGCUCUGAUUUUUUUUUUUUUCACUGAUAUACAAAAUACAAAAUAAUUCAAUACAUCUGUUUGAUUCCUCCCAUAUGUGUAGGUGAAAGGCUGGAAAUAUAUGUGGAUCUGUAACUAGCUAUUUUACAUUUUUUAUUGGGGGGGGGGCAUAAAGAUGCUCUUGACUUGCCCCGAUGGGCAAGUCCCUUCUCAGACAUAUCACUUGAGAGAAUUCUCAAUGAUUUAGAACUCUUUCAUGUAUGUCUUAAGAUUUGGGGUCUACAAGUUGUAAAAGAUGUGCAUGUACAGUGGAGAGAACAAGUAUUUGAUACACUGCCGAUUUUGCAGGUUUUCCUACUUACAAAGCAUGUAGAGGACUGUAAUUUUUAUCAUAGGUACACUUCAACGGUGAGAGACGGAAUCUAAAACAAAAAUCCAGAAAAUCACAUUGCAUGAUUUUUAAGUAAUUAAUUAGCAUUUUAUUGCAUGACAUAAGUAUUUGAUACAUCAGAAAAGCAGAACUUAAUAUUUUGGUACAGAAACCUUUUUUUGCAAUUACAGAGAUCAUACGUUUCCUGUAGUUCUUGACCAGGUUUCCACACACUUGCAGCAGGGUCCUUAAAAAUCAUACAAUGUGAUUUUCUGGAUUUUUAUUUUAGAUUCCGUCUCUCACAGUUGAAGUGUACCUAUGAUUUUUAAAAAUUACAGACCUCUACAUGCUUUGUCAGUAGGAAAACCUGCAAAAUCGGCAGUGUAUCAAAUACUUGUUCUCCCCACUGUAUAUAUUACACUUGUGCAUACAGAGUACACACUCAUUUGUUGAUAUGAUAAGUCAAUUUUCAUUAAUAGCCACACUUAGUACUGUUUUCCUCCAAAAACAUGAUAAAAAAGCUGCCCCUGCCCCCUUACAUGUACCUAAAAUGCUGAGGCAAACUCGGAAUUUGAUUAAAAAACGGCGUGGACAUGUGUUGAACAUAGGGAAAGAAAACAUGUGGACACUCUUUAAGAAUUGUAUGGAUGAUUGAAGAACCAUGUGAGCUUGGAGGACGAUUGUACAUAUGAACCUGCCAGUUAAACUUGUUAAACUUUCCUGGUUAAUAAGGCAGUACUGUAUGGGGUACACUCACUGUUACCUUCGGGUGUAUGUUUACUGUACUCUUUAUGUAAAUGUUAUUGUACUGGAAAUGUCAAAUAUAUUUCUAAAACGAAUUGGGGUUUUUAUGCAAAUUGUUGAUCUGUUUUCCUGGAAUUAACAGCAAUAAAUACAAAAUCAUACAUUA
Molecule: messenger RNA, 6790 nt
Organism: Oncorhynchus masou masou (cherry salmon)
Lineage: Eukaryota; Metazoa; Chordata; Actinopteri; Salmoniformes; Salmonidae
Product: zinc finger CCHC domain-containing protein 2-like
Exons: 14
Coding region: 176-3367 (1063 amino acids)
Molecular function (GO): nucleic acid binding; zinc ion binding
Source: RefSeq, a predicted model, not a curated record